AUGUAUGAGAUCAAGGGUUUUGCCUCUGUUCUCUUCCCCAAAACAAAGACCUACAAUCAGGAGGGGAGCAGAGGAGCAGAAUGCCCAGAUCUCUGUGGUUCUCUUUCCCUUCUUUCUCUAGUGUGUGGAAAGCCUGUAUUUUCGAGCUGCAUUGUUGGUGGCCAGGAUGCUGCUAUAGGACACUGGCCUUGGCAAGUCAGCCUUCAUUUGGAGAACCCCAUCUGCGGAGGGUCCCUCCGCAGUAGGAGGGUACUGACAGCCACACACUGCCUACCCAAGUCCUCAGCUUAUUCAUACAGUGUUUGGCUGGGAUCCCUUAGAGAAGCCUCGAAAAAAGGCAAGGAGUACUCUGUGUCCCGAAUCGUCCUCCACCCCGAAUACGACAGCUCAAAAGGGGACAUUGCCUUGCUGAGGCUGUCUUCCCAUGUCACCUUCAAUGCCGACAUCCUGCCCAUCUGCCUGCCCGACACCUCCAAGCCAAUGAAAUUUCCCGCCUCUUGUUGGGUGACCGGAUGGGGCCUACUUAAGGAAAAUGCAGGUGACAAUUACCCUACUAUCCUGCAGGAAGCUGAAGUAGCUAUCUACAAUCGCCAAGAGUGUGAAUAUCUCUACAAUCAUGGCUCCUUCCUGCCGGCAUUGGUGCCAGUCAUCAAGGAAGACAUGAUUUGUGCUGGCGAUAUUAUAAACAAGAAGGACAGUUGAAAGGGUGACUCUGGAGGGCCGCUGUCCUGUCACAUUGGUGGCAUUUGGAUCCAGAUAGGAUUGGUCAGCUGGGGAGUGCAGUGUGGAAAAAAGCUUCCUGGGGUCUACACCAAUGUGGUCUACUAUCAAAAAUGGUUUAAUGACACAGCCUCAAGAGCCCACAUCUUGGGAGCCAGCAAUCCUGACUCAUUUGGCUUCCUGUUCCCUAUGAUACUGCUCCCUCUGGCUCUCCUGGGGCCCCUCUGGGCCUUUGGGCCUCAUGUACCUGGAGCGUAGGUGACACAGCUGAGGGAAGCCAGCAGGGUGAAUCC
Perognathus longimembris pacificus (Pacific pocket mouse) is the source of this 1013-nucleotide messenger RNA. It is a transcript of the gene Prss48, whose product is annotated as serine protease 48. Gene Ontology annotation, biological process: proteolysis. Lineage: Eukaryota; Metazoa; Chordata; Mammalia; Rodentia; Heteromyidae. The record is from RefSeq and is a predicted model, not a curated record. Gene Ontology annotation, molecular function: serine-type endopeptidase activity.